This is a messenger RNA of Gryllus bimaculatus (two-spotted cricket), 946 nucleotides long. The record is from the annotation of a GenBank genome assembly. NCBI's taxonomy places the organism in Eukaryota, Metazoa, Arthropoda, Insecta, Orthoptera, Gryllidae.
AUGCGCACCUACACGCUCAGCGGGAAAAGAGCGGAAGUGAGUGUCCGUUUCUCUCCAAUAAUCGAUCUCGCUAACACGCCACAUGAAAUUGCACUGGUGUCACUGCAAACGGCGCACACGGUGACUAACAUUAAAGAAGGAUGUAACGCAUUCCACUACGCCGUUCCAGUCGACGAUGGUAAAGGAAUAAAAUAUCACAAUUACGUUCUGAAAUUACCGACAGGCACGUACACAAUCGACGACGUUCAUGUUCAUAUCUAUUCCGCUCUUCGAGAACAAUUCAAAGAACAAUUUGCAAGUAAAAAAAAAUAUUUCGUGUUGGACAGCGAAGAGAAUACUCAAAAGUGUCGCAUCAGUACUUCCUUUCGUCUAGGCUUCGAUAUCGUAGACAGCGUGGGACCGCUGUUGGGAUUCACUCGCAACGUCAACCCAACGUCUUCCGGUGAGUACGUCUUCUCCGACAAGAACGUCACGCUCGUCAAGGACAUUAACGUUAUCGUCACAUGUAAUGUUGUGGAAAGUGGAUAUAUUAAUAAUCGAAGAGCUCACAUUCUUCAUCAGUUCGACAUUGAUCGGCGACCGUCUUCCAUUUUUGAGGUGAGACCUCCGGAGAAAGUCUUUCAUCCCGUCACUCGCAACUGGAUUGAUGAUAUAACGAUAAGACUCGAGAACCCUGAAGGGCAGCUCAUUCCAUUGCGAAGUGACACUAAUAUCGUUGUAACGUUGCUGCUUCGCACUGCGCACGAUGACAUAUAAAAUGAGAGUCGUGCUCGACCGCGGCACACUGUACUCUGUCCUACCAAUAGAUUAACACACGCCAAUCGUCUGCUGUUGCAAGCGCUACGCUACGUUCUCAGAGAAGAUGAAAAGACAAAAAAAUCACACUCCGCUACCGCCAGUAGCAAAGACUAUCUCUUAGACGUGCUCCUCAAUCAAUAUCCAUUCG